Molecule: messenger RNA, 2694 nt
Organism: Symbiodinium natans
Lineage: Eukaryota; Dinophyceae; Suessiales; Symbiodiniaceae
Source: the annotation of a GenBank genome assembly
AUGGUGAACUCUGCUGGAGUAGCCGGCGAUCAUUUGGAGCACAUCGUUUGGAAAGCGGCCAACAUCCUGUAUCAACAGGAGGAGGAGACCCAAGCAGAGCGAAUGGAGGGCUUUUUGAAGAAGAUGCGCGUCCUUGAAGAGUCGGCCUCCGGCCAGCAGGGCGAGAUCGACCAGUUGCAGAAGCAGCUGGCUGAUGAGACUGCCCGGCGGGAGGAGCUCGAGGCAGAGAGGGACCUCUUGCAGGAGAUUUUCAAGGGCGCCGGACUGGAGGACUUGCUCAAGGAUCCGGAGGCCUUGGGCGCCUUUGUAGCACGAGGCGCGGCUCUGGAAGCAGCCCUGCGAAAACUUGGCCUGGAAGGCCUCCUGGAUGAUCCGGAGGAAAUGGCCCGGCUACUGGCCCUUAUGAAGCAAGUCCAGGAGAUUCUGGAGCGCUGUGGGCUCGCGAGCUUGCUGGAGAAUCCUUCGGACUUGGAAGCUAUGUUGCUGCGCUACAAGGCCAUGCAAGGCUCCUUUUCGAAGCACGGCUUCUCGGAGCUGUUUGAAGACCCAGACAAGCUGGACAAGUUUCUGGAGACUCACCGGCAGGUUCGGAAUUCCUUCCUGGACGCCGGCUUCGAGGGCCUGCUGGAUGAUGCAGAGGCAGCCGACCAGUUCUUCAAGCAGCGCCAGGCUGACCUCGACGCCUCACUGGCCACCACCGAGGGCCUUGCAGCAAUCCAGGUCCAGUUAGAGCAGCUGACGCAGGACUUGGCGGACAUGCAAGGCCAGCGCGACGAGCUGCAACGCCAGUGUGAUGAAAGCAAAGCUCGCCUAGAGGAGCUUCAGCAGAUCUUCGCCGAGGCCGGCCUGGAACACUUGCUCUCGGAUGCGGAUGCCCUGCGGCAAUUCACCAGGAGAGGUGGCGCUCUCGAAGCCGUGCUGCGGAAGCUGGGCCUCGAGCACCUCCUCGACGAUCCUGAGGAGCUGGGUCGGCUCCUUUCCUUCAUGAAUCGCCUCAAAGAGGUACUCCAGCAAAGUGGCCUCGCCAGCCUCCUGGAGGACCCAAAAGCCUUCGAGGACUUGCUGGCGCGCUAUGGAGCCAUGAAGGCUUCAUUCGAGAGGCAUGGAUUCGAGGCACUCUUUUCGGAUGUGCAGAAGCUGGAUCAUUUCUUGGGGACGCAUCGGCAGGUGCGAGACGUCUUCCAGGAGGCUGGCUAUGAGCAUUUGCUGGAUGACUCAAGUGCAGCUGCUAGCUUUCUGCGAAUAUUCGAUCAGGGCGAGUAUGACCGGACGGUUAUGGCGAAGCUGCGCCAGGUCUUCGAGGAAGCGGGGCAAAGCAACCUGCUUCUGGAGUACGAAGCUGCCAGUACCACUGAUGCUGGGGAGGUGGAGGACACCGACUUUGCGGAAGACGAAGGGGAGGAUGAUGCCGACGAAGCAGACGAGGAGCCCGGAGAAGCAGAAGAGGAUGUGGACGAGGAGGCGGAGGAGGAGGAGGCUGAAGAAGAUGAGACAGAGAAGGAGGACACAGGUGUGAAGGAUUCCGAUGGCGCGAAGAAGGAGCCCCAGCCUCCCAAGGCGCAAAGGGAAGGCCCUCCUCGCGUCUCCUUUCCUGCGCUGCGAGCCUACCUAUCUCGAACAACAGCCUUCGAGCGGGUUCUCCGGGAUGAAGGGAUGGAGCACCUUCUAGACGACCCACCAGAGUUGGGACGUCUUCUGCGGCUGAUCAAGUCCUUGAUGAGCACCCUCGAGACAUACGGCCUCAAGGAUGCAGAGAAAGAUCCAUCGCUGCUGGCUGAAAUCCUUUCGGCCUACCGUGCGCUGCAGUCGGCCUUCAAAGAAUACGACAUGGAGGAGCUCUUCGAAGACCCAGAGUACGCCCUCAAGGCCUUCCUGCGCAAUCAUCAUCGGAUUCGCGCAGAGUUCGACAAGUAUGGCCUAGGCUAUUUGUUCGACAGCGUGCCUUCCAUGCGCGAUUUCCUUGCAAAGUACAAGGACAUGGAGCAGGAACUGAAGGCUGUCAAGGAGGCGAGAGCCGGGGAGAGGCUGGCUCAGCGCGACGCCGAUAUGUCCCGGCUCGAGAGUCGGCUCCUCAAGAAGGAAGAGGAGAUCGAGGAUCUGAAGGCUCGGCUGAAGGAGUUCGAGCAGUUGGGCGAUGUGAGCGUAAUGAAGAAGUGGAAGGCGGAUUCCGAGGAGUUGAAGCGCUUGCAGAGGCUCUACAAUUCCACCAGCAGCCGCCUCGCUGAGCUAGAAAGGUCCCUGGAGCUGAAAGAAAAGGAGCGUGAAGCAGCUUUGGAGAAGGAGCGGCUCAUGGCUGUCAAGUACAAGGAGCUGGAUAUCUUCAAGUUAGAUAUCAUCGCCCGUGAGCUCAAGGGCCUCGACAACGAGCUUGGCCGCGUCGGCAGCGGCUUAAAGUCCUUGAAUCAGGACGUGGGCCGCCUGAGGAACUAUGACGAGCAGCAGAUGGUUGGCAACCACAGCGGCAACCUCUUAGACCAAUGCAAGCUUCUGCGCGCACACAUCCGUGAUGUCAUCAACAAGUGCCUCUCUGAAACGCAGAAGAUGCACAUCGGCGUCGGAAUCGACGACUACCUUGCGGCUGGUGAGCUGAAGGACGGCGGCACCAUGAUUGCAGCCGUUUACGAGGAGAUCGAGCGCCCCGACCAUGGCAGUUCGAAGGCGGCAAAGCUCCGCCAACAAGACGAGAGGCGCUAG